CCUAUUAUAAAGUCAUUGCUACGGUGGAUGAUAUAACCUCCAAACUUACAAAUAAUACGCAAAUGGGAUUACUUACGUUGGGUUAUUUCUUUUUAUAAAGGAUUUAAAUAAUUCUUCAGCAAGCAGUUUGAAGAAUUCUCAAUAAAAUAAUGGCAGGUAUAACUUCGGCAAGUCGCCGAUUAUUGUCUGCUUGCUUAUCUGUCCAAAACAAGACUCUGCAGUUUGUGAGAUGGUCUAGCUAUAAAUCAUCACCUUUCCUGGAAGACGUUGAAGUGAACACAAAAUAUGAAGUUACUAAGGAUCCGCAUGACUGGCAAUAUGUGCAAAGAGCUUUGCCAGUGCAUAUAGUACCAGAACCGUUGAAGAAAGAAGUAUAUCCUUCAGGCUGGAAACCACAGGGAGAAGAAAUGAAAAGUAAACCAUACUUUGUUGAAAGAACGAGAAACCACAUGAUUCCUGUUUAUUUGAAACUGGGACAGAGAGGAAUAAGAAAGCAUACAAUUAUCAAAAAUAUUCAAGGCAAUAUAUUUCAAUUAGAAAAUGACCUUUUAAAAUUCCUCCAUAAAGAUACCUUUAAACCAGUUCGAAGUCAUGUUAAUGAAUUUGCUGGAUUCAUAAGAAUGAAUGGAGAUUAUGUAAAUGCAGUAAAGUAUUGGUUAGAGCAACACCAGUUUUGAUUAGUUUUAGUAAAUUUUUGUUGAAUA
Molecule: messenger RNA, 704 nt
Organism: Leptinotarsa decemlineata (Colorado potato beetle)
Lineage: Eukaryota; Metazoa; Arthropoda; Insecta; Coleoptera; Chrysomelidae
Gene: mRpL49
Product: mitochondrial ribosomal protein L49
Biological process (GO): translation
Cellular component (GO): ribosome; mitochondrial large ribosomal subunit
Molecular function (GO): structural constituent of ribosome
Source: RefSeq, a predicted model, not a curated record